CAACACAGCAUAAAUCUCAUAUAGGGAAGAUAUUAAAUCAGGGCGCGUGUGAUUGUGUGCGCGCGCGCUUGUUGUACGCGUUCUCGCACUCCUCCUCGUCUUCCUACUCAUUGAGCCCCCUCACUCACUCUACAGUGUCAUUAGUCUGUCCGUUCUGCUCCGGCCGCUGGGGGAACACCGCACAGGACAGACAGCGAGAGCGAACGAGCAAGCGAGAGGAGAGAGGAAAAAAAAGAAAGAAAAAAAAACCACCCACACACAUCUUUGUAGAAAGUCCAACUUAUUAGAAACGCACGCGAGAAGGCCAGGGGGAAACCUGGCUCUCAACGGAGUGCACAUGAGCGCGUGAAGCCGGCUGUUAUUUCUGUGCGCGCGGUGUGGCUCCCGAAAAUGCAGCGGCGCUGAAACAAAGGGACUCCGAGCGGCGUUCUCUGUUCUCUGUUCUCUGGAAACACAACUGGCUGCGAGGCUGAGGGCCUCUCUGGAUGGAAAGAUGGAAGCAGAGAGACAGUGGUGGAAAAGCCAGCUUGCUUCAGAUAUCCAUCAGGCUCUGCGAAUUAAGGAGUUGAAGUUACCUACAUACCACGCUCAUUCGCCGCAGAUUGGAAUGAGGCGCUACUUUGCCGACCUGCUCGCCGUCCUCAGUAAUCGCUACCAGUUGUGCCCCACGGCACGCCACCUGGCUGUCUACCUGCUCGACCUCUUCAUGGACCAUUAUGACGUAGCCGUGAGACAACUUUACGUCAUCGCCCUUUCCUGCCUUCUCCUAGCUAGUAAAUUUGAGGAGAAGGAGGACCGUGUGCCUAAGCUGGAGCAGCUGAACACACUGGGCUUCAUGUGCAGCCUCAACCUGGCCCUGAAUAAGCGUGACCUCAUCAAAAUGGAAUUGCUGCUGCUGGAGACCUUCGGCUGGAACCUGUGCAUGCCCACGCCAGCUCACUUUAUCGACUACUACCUCCACGCUGCCGUGCAGGAGGGUGACCUGUACAAUGGCUGGCCCUUGACCUCGCUGUCCAAGACCAAAGCCUUCAUGGACAAAUACACACACUACUUCCUGGAGAUUUCCCUGCAAGAUCACGCCUUCUUGAGCUUCAGACCCUCACAGGUGGCAGCCGCCUGCAUCGCAGCCUCUCGCAUUUGCCUGCAGAUUUCACCGAGCUGGACCACCGUGCUCCACCUGCUCACAGGAUAUUCCUGGGACCACCUGACCCAGUGCAUCCAGCUCAUGCUGCUUGCGCACGAUAAUGACGUGAAAGAAGCCAACAAGUCCAAGUCGUCACCUUCAUCCAGUCAGAGUGCACAACCCCAGGCUCAUGCCUCACCCGGCCCUGCUCCCUCAGCCCUGCAAAGACACCCUGCGUCCACCUCACAGCAGCUACUGCUCCAGACUGGCAGCUACCCGCCGCUUGCACAGCACUCCCCUGCUCUGGCACAGCUGCACAUGCUGGCUGAGUGCCAGGCCAUGGGUGCAGUGAGCACACGAGAAUAUCUCCAGCCGCACCAGGCUAGCCUGCUCUCUUCCUCUAUGCCGACCACAUCGUUCCCGUCUUUCCCCAGUCUGGCGUCUGGGCUGUGUGGCUUGCCCUUGCAGGGACCCCUCUCCAUGCAGGUUAGCAUGGCGGCAGAACCGCGACCCUGUGUGGGCCUGGCUUACGCAAAUAGCUACCUUGGCUCACACCACGGCUUCGCAGCCGGAUGUUUCGACAGGUGACGCCAGGAGAGGGAGGGCAGACAGAACUCGCUGUCCUCUGCCCUCCUCUCCACCUCCCCGGCGCCAUCCACCCUCAGCCAGAGGCAUAGACUUUCUAAACAGAAGGCCCACAGCCGAACAGAUCCAUCAAAGGUCAUAGUAUUAAGCUAAAACAAGCUGAAACUAGCUCAAGUGUGGACCUUCUGCUUUUUUCUUCCUUUUAAACACCUAGGUGCCUGUCGCUCUGCCCGUUUUGAGAAAAUAUCUCAAAGACUACAAAAUGCCCAUGUAUCUAUUGGGGCUAAUUCAUUCUGAGAACAUGACGGGAGGAGAGUAGAAUGCCAUCGCUGCAAGAUAUGAUUAUCAGACACUUAGAAACGUCCCACAGGAGCAUUUUAGUUCCAAACAAAGCCUUAAGAAGAGAAACGGUGGAUAUCGGGUUCCCAAACUGCUGUUUAUUUUCCUUUUCUUUCUCUCUCUCUUCCGUUUUUUUUUUUGUUUGUUUGUUUGUUUUUGUUUCGUUUUUUAUAAAUAAGGCGUCCUUGAAAUUUCACACUGGAAUUACUGUGUCGUCCUUGAUGCUGCUGCCUUAAAAGUCAGAUGCUGGCUUUAUGACCAAGAAACCUGUCUCCCUUUUUGGUAUCGUUUACAGUGACUAAAUAAAACACAUAUCAGGGAUGUGCAGAUUACUUGAAAAAAAAAUGCCAUUGAAAAAUACCAGCUGAUGUUUGUAUGAAGUGGUUAAUUUGUAAAUAUGUUUGUAUUUGAUUCUGCUUUAAAGGUGAGCAUGUCUGUAAGGAAGGUUACUUGCAGCUUUUGGUUUAGAGCCCCAUCCCUCUGGCCUUCCCGCAGGCAGAUGGAGGGGAAACCCCAGGGGAAUGAGGCAUCUGUCCUGUCGCCUCUGUAGCUCACGCUGGAGGAAGCUGAGCUUUACAAGCUGCUUACCCGGUCAGGGCAGGGGGGGUCUCCUUGAUUCAUCCAUUUUAAGCUCACUACCAUAGAAAGAUGACUUCAUUGUCUUUUACCUCAACCAUUUAGUCACUGUGGUGCAUGCAUAUUACCUCACACUACUGACAGUCAGUCAUUCUCCAAUCAAAUGCUAGGAUACUGUGGACACAAUUGCCCUACAUAUUUGUUAGAUUAGACAAUAUUAUACAGUAACAUAAUCAACUAUACUACUGAUUCAUCGAUUAUGGAAGAUCUAGUUACGCACACAUGGGUGAGCUUGAUGACACUGUGAUGGGUAAAAACAGCAGACGAUGCAUAUUCUUCAAUUUCAUGAUUUAUGAUUUUUUUGUCAUUCCAAACGGUUUGCUUUGUUGUGAAAAUCGAGCGAAGCUGAAUAUUCAUGAAGCAGACACAUUUUCACAGAACACUAAAGAUUAGACUAGCGCAAACUCCAAGUCCAUUUCUCUCAGGUUUUGGUGGGUUUUACAGGGAUGUCAACUGCACAAUAAAAAUCAACCAGCAGCAAGACCAAAGUGUCUGCUUUAUGUCCUGCUAAAUUCUAAGCUUUUUAACCACUUUAUUGGACUUUGGAUACAAAUCAUCCUGUGAUAGUCCUGAAUCUUUAACUACCUCAAUGUAUGCCAUUGUUUUUUUAUGCUGAUUUUGCAGGACUUCUAUUUUAUUUGAUUAUCUUCUUUCUGACUGGUCAUGAGCUUCAGGAUUCGUUGUUUUUUUGUUGUUGUUUUUUUUUAAUUCCCAGAACUUUUUAUUCCACACAUUAAUCUUUUAUGUUGAAGUCUCAUUAUGUAGGUAGAUGAAUUGUGUUCACUGUAACAGAUGUAGGCACUGUUUUUGUAUUUCAGUGAAGCCUCUGUGUGUGCAAUACGUAACCAUUCAUUUCAUCUGUUACUGUAGAGUUGUUACAGUUUGUUUUUGUUUUGUUUUUUUGUUGUGUUUUUUUUAACCACUGCGUUAUUUUGUUUAUUUUAGCCUUAGUGUGUUUUUAUAACAAGGUAUUACUGCUAGAAGGCAGUGGAUUUUUAUUUUAUUGUCCACCGAGAAAAUGUUGCACAUUGCAACCGAUGUCUGCUAAAUGUAGACAUUUAGUAGACCAGUGAAUACUGAUGAGUACAUUCAGUGGUCUAUGGUUUUAUUUAAAAGCCUGUAUUUGUGUAGGAGAUUGUGGCCAGUGGGGAGGGGUGGGGUGAACAUGACAUUUGGAUAUAAAAUCCCAAAAAAUAAAAAAAGGAACAACAGCACAGAUGUCUUUUUUUUUUCCCCCCCUCUUUCUUUCCUCCUCUUGGUUGAAUACUGUACUAAAUAGUAAAAGCAGUUCAUUUGCAUAGGUCACAUGUUGUUUAAUAUGAAUGUGAAGUCGUUGCACAUGAAAAGGUCGGAAGGGAGUGGGGAGCUCUCUUCUCUUCCUUUAGCCCCACCCCAGAGAGCAGUGCCCUCCCUCCAUCCCUCUGUCUCUCUCGCCAUACCCCUCCCCCCCAUCCCAUUUCAUGUGCUACAUACAAGACAAUGGAGGGGAUUCCUGCUCGGCAUGACACUCUUUCCUGUCACUAAACAGCAAAUAAAGAGCAAACAUAAAAAGCAAGGGCUAAAGAUUUUCCGGCUCAAAGAACAGCCUGAAAAACUAAGAUGGAGAGAGAAAAUGCAUUUCUUAAUCAUACUCUGCAGAGGUCAGUGUUAUGAAAAGGAAACACUAAGAAAUUCAACUAUCUGUGCUAUUAGCCAGUUAAUGAUUUUAUUAUUUAGUUCUUGCAAAUACCUGGUAGAAAAAAAUGCUUAGUGCUGUAUUUAAAUAUUGCCAGAGAUUUUAUUUACUUGAGCAUAUUGUAAUGAAUUGGUGUGUGCUCUAUUUUCUUUGUUUCAUUCUAAGUUAGUGUUGGUAUGCUCUUAUAACAGGGUAUAACUGCAUGAAGGCAGUGAUUUUUAUUGUCCAUUUGGAACACGCUGCACAUUGUGACUGAUGUCUUCUAAAUCUAGAGGUUUAGUAUACCAGGAAGUAAUGAUAGAUUUGUUCAGUGGUCUAUGGUUUUUCAUUUAAAAGCUUGUAUUUGUGUAGGACAUUCAGGCCAUUUGGUAUGGGGCUGGGAAAUGAGAUGAUCUGGAUAAAAGAACAGCUCAAAAAAUGACAAUUAAAAAAAAACAAAAAAAAAACCCUUAAUGCUGUAUUUAUACGUCACUCGUUCUAUUUAACUGAACGUUGGCCUCUGUCCUAUUUGCUCAUCCAACUGUCUUUACUGUUUAAAGGAGCAAAUAUUUUUCAAGACACUCAUUGUGGGAUUGUGGACUGAUGCGAGUCUGAUAAGGUGUAAACCCGUAGAAUGGGAUGUCAUGCUAGAUUAGUGGGUCUGUUGAGAGAGCCGUCUUAUCUGAGUAAUUAAAGAUACUGGCUGGAAGACGACAGAGGAAGACUGGGAGGGGAGGAGGGAGCCUCCUUUGUGCGAAUGCUCUGUUGGGGGUACAUGUGCAGGCCCAGGGAGGUACACCACAUGUCUGAACCGGCGUGAAGAAAGGAAUUGGAGGGUGGGCAGCAGUUGGGUAAUGGAUCAUUUUCACAACCUUUGUUUGAACAGCAGAGAGGGGGAGGUGCUGGCACACUUUUAAUUAUUAGAAAGGUUUACUUUCAUACCCAAACUGAAACAUGCAUUCACUUGGAUUUUGUUUUACCACUUAAAAGAUACUAUAAAGUCAAAAGGAUUGGAAAUGGAAAUGCUAAAAUAAAAGGAGACUAGUCUGA
Ictalurus punctatus (channel catfish) is the source of this 5387-nucleotide messenger RNA. It is a transcript of the gene ccnjl, whose product is annotated as cyclin J-like. Gene Ontology annotation, molecular function: cyclin-dependent protein serine/threonine kinase regulator activity. Gene Ontology annotation, biological process: regulation of cyclin-dependent protein serine/threonine kinase activity; mitotic cell cycle phase transition. Bases 494 to 1711 code for a protein of 405 amino acids. Lineage: Eukaryota; Metazoa; Chordata; Actinopteri; Siluriformes; Ictaluridae. Gene Ontology annotation, cellular component: nucleus; cyclin-dependent protein kinase holoenzyme complex; cytoplasm. The record is from RefSeq and is a predicted model, not a curated record. The transcript has 6 exons.